AUGCCGAAGCGCCUGCACUCGGACCAAGGAAUGACAUUCAGAAGCAAGCUUGUGAAGCAGCUUUGCCGUAUGACAGGUAUUUCUCAGUCUCAGACUACACCAUAUCAUCCACAGGGCAACGGACAGUGCGAGCGCUUUAACCGCACAUUAUUGAGCAUGCUCGGAACCCUUGAAGAGGAGGAGAAACGGGACUGGAAAUCCUACGUUGCACCCUUAGUGCACGCAUAUAACGCCACGAGGAACGAGUCUACGGGAUACUCGCCCUUUUAUCUCAUGUACAGGAGAGAGCCACGAUUACCUGUAGACCUUGCCUUCGGAAUCGAGUCGGACAAUUCGAGGGAAGCAUUACACUCCUAUGUGGAGUCGAUGCGAAGACGACUUAAGGAUUCCUACACUAUUGCCCUCACCAGGGGUAACGCAGCUAAAGCUAGACAGAAAACCGGAUACGAUGUACGGAUUCGUGGAGCCUUUGUCCGCGACGGGGAUCGGGUCUUGGUUAAAACGGUUGCUUUCGAGGGGAAGCAUAAGCUUGCAGACAAAUGGGAGGAGGAAAUAUAUGUUGUUCUAGACCAACCCAACCCAGAUAUGCCUGUCUAUGUUGUACAGAAGGAGGAUUGUGGAGGGAGAAAGCGUACUCUACACAGAAACCUUCUCCUUCCCGUCGGUUCCCUGGCAACCGAUACCGAUGACAGGAAUGAUGAUACCUUUACACCACGGCAAACCCCAACCGCAGCACCAAGAUUGACACGACGGAGUGUGAAGGAACUACGGAGAGCGUCUCAGGCCAAACCUGAGGACACAAUGGAAGUUUCCUCCAUUGCCAACUCCGAUGACAGCGAUACGGAACUCUUUGUGUCAGUGCCCUCUAUGCCAGCUGUUGGUGACGCCCAGGCAGGUGCCACGGAUACAGCAGCUGAGCAGCCUGUAAACGACCAUCAGUCGACAAUGGUCCCUGCUGAAGAGGAUGCAGACUCCGUUAUUGAUAGGACCAAUAGGGAGGAUGUUGAUGCACUGGGAGAACAGGAGGAGGAUACAGCCGGGGUAGAGUCUCCAACAAUUCCGAGACGUUCGGGGAGAGUCCGUCGACCACAUAAGAAGUUCACCAGUGGUGAUUAUGUGAUGACAGCAGGUACAGCCCCAGAUCUGUCAUGGAUGCGGAAGGUGGAUUAUCUUCGCUCCGUGGUCUCUGGCGAUAUUCUUGCUCCAGGAGCAGAACGGAUUUUGGAGGCUGUAUUGUCAGUGAUACAGACAUCAACCUGA
Pecten maximus is the source of this 1260-nucleotide messenger RNA. RefSeq lists its product as uncharacterized. NCBI's taxonomy places the organism in Eukaryota, Metazoa, Mollusca, Bivalvia, Pectinida, Pectinidae. The transcript has a single exon. Gene Ontology annotation, biological process: DNA integration. The record is from RefSeq and is a predicted model, not a curated record. Gene Ontology annotation, molecular function: nucleic acid binding. Bases 1 to 1260 code for a protein of 419 amino acids.